UGAGUAAGCGACAGUCGACCAGCAAAUUGUCAGAGGAACAAGACACUGUGUCGAGACAUCGAAGGGAGAUUUGAAGUGAGCCUCAUCAUAUCACGAUGACCCAGCCAAAGAGACUAUUAAGUCUGGCCUUUGGAUUUCUCCUGGCCUUCAAUGUUCAAGGUGACGAAACCUUUGAAUUUAUUCAACCCGAACAUGGCUAUUUCGGAACUGUUUCCGAGUCCGAGACAAACAUCAGCAUCGACCCUCCCAUCAAAACGCAGGGCAAACUUGUGUGCAAAUUCAACAUCAUCCACCACCAUGACACUCCCAAGCCUCCAUUUGAAAUUUCGAUGGAGAACCAAGACCAGGGAUUGGCUGUCGUCAAGACGACCCAACUCCUGAAUUGUGAGGAACAGAAUGAGUACAAAAUGCACGUGGAGGCCAUUGCUUGCGAUGGAACAUACGCUGAACGAGCCAUUUUGAGGGUGGUGAUUAAUGACAUCAAUGAGUUUGCGCCUGAGUUUGUCGAGGAUUCCGUGAGCGCCUCAGUCAUGGAGGGCGUCAUCAACGAUAACAUCAUCCAAGUCAAAGCCACCGACAAGGACUGCUCCAAACAACUGAGUCAGAUUUGCCAGUACAAAAUCGAGACCGAGAACCAACCGUUCCAGAUCUCGGAUGAAGGAAUCAUCUCCAACACCAUGCCACUGAACUUCACCAACACCCACAAAUUUGUCCUCUCGGUUGUGGCCAAGGAUUGUGGCGACAAGACAUCGUCGCCGAUUCUGGUCAUCAUUGAAGUGAGACAACCUUGCCGUAGUGGAUGGACCGGUCUCCCAUCGGAAUUGAGCUACACACCUGGGACUGGACCACAGCCUUUGUACUCGCAUUCUAAUUUGGCCUUUUGUAACGAUGACGGUGGGGAGAAGAACGAGUUUUGUCCCGUAGACUCCGUUGAAGCGACUUUGGCCUUGGAGACUAGACAUGUGGGUAAGGGAUGCGAUCGAGACACCUACUCGAUUUCCAACCAACGGAUCCUCUGUGGAGCCAAUGAGGAAGGCAUCAAACUACUGGAUGAUGUCCCCAGGACAAUGCAAGACACCAGCUCCGAGAGUGACCAAAGUAUUACCCGAUUUGACGGAAACUCGGGCAUUGAAGUGACAAGCAAGUUCACGGAAGCCGGAAACAGCCUCAAAAUGGACACGUUUUCCAUUUCCACAUGGAUGAAGCAUGAGGACAAUUUGGCAAUGGAGAAGCAUCACAAGGAGCACGUCUUCUGCAUUGCUGACGACCACAAGAAAAACCGACACCACAGCGCCCUGUUCAUUCGCAAUUGCAAACUCGUGCUCCUACUCCGACGAGAAUACGUCAAUGGAGAGGAGAACAUCUUCCGCCCCGCUGAAUGGCGAUGGAACUUGCCCCAAGUGUGCGACAAUGAAUGGCAUCAUUACGCGAUCAACGUCAACUUCCCCCACGUCGACCUGGUGGUGGACGGAGACCUCUGGACCCCGGAAAAAGAUAACCCCGAGAUCAUUGACGACUGGCCUCUCCAUCCAGUGGGCGAUCAAAUGACCACCAAGAUAUCCGUGGGGGCUUGUUGGCAAGGAUCCGAGAACCGCUUCCGACACGAGAUCAAGGGCUAUCUGGCCGGUUUGGUGCUCCUUCCGGGCAUCAACGAGAACUUGGAGGUACUGAAGUGCCUGCAUCAAUGCUCGGAGUCCUUACAAGUGCCGGCCUCCAGUUCCAUUGCUGCAGGUAUGGAAAUGGUUUCCAAUAAACUCGGCACUCGCGUCACGGUGGAUGGGAGCAAUCCCAAAGACAUUUCGUCUCUGGUGAACCAAAUCGCUUAUUUGAACACAAGGGAAUUUCCAUCUCCCGGAAAGCGUAUCCUGACUUUGAGCACACGACUGAAUUGCAAGGAUGGUUCCUCCAUGGCCUUGCUCGAUCACAAGGCCACAAUCGACGUCAUGCCAGUCCCCGAGCCAAAGAUCGAUAUUGUGGGCACGUCGGAAAUUGCCAGGGAUUAUGACGACUUCAAGUUGGGCGUUCGAAUCUUCACCGAUGUUCACAUCGUGAUGACAUCGGGAUCCAAUCGGAAUGGGGAACCUGUCAAUGGGAUCGAGAAUCGAUUGGAUCGAUGCGAAGUCACAGUCUCGCCUCCUUUGAACGGCGAUCACGAGUUCUUCGAUGUGCCCGACGACCUCUUGAAAUCCCUGAAAAUUCAAGGCUCCGUUUCUGCAUCCGGAGCCGUUUUCCGUGGGGCGGAGAUGAUCUAUAAUUACGAACGUCUCCUCAGACAAGUGACCUACACCAAUAAGAAGCCAGCCUAUUACUUGAACCGACAGUUCAAGAUCAUUUGUUCUGAGAUGAACAAUCGCUUCAUGAGCAACGAAUACGAACAGACGCUGACGGUGAUCCACCCUACUGCCACCGUCAACAAGGACACUGAGGAGAGCGUGGACACAAACAACAUCAACAAUCAGAACGGAAAUCACCACCAAAUAUACGACAUCCCACACGCUCAUCGAGGUUUAGAUGAGCAAACCAUCGAUGAAGUGGGCUUCAAAGAGACUCAGAACAGUUUCCACACAGGCCAAGCAGGCGCCCAUAGCAAUGUUGUCGCCCUGAUUGCGGUCGUGUGCGUGGCUUUCUUAGCCGUCCUUCUUAUCUUGGGCAUCAUUCGCGUGCGAGCUGGCCAUCAGCGGAGCACCAACGAGGAUCUCCAAGCUGAAGUGGAAAUGGCGUGGGAUGAUUCUCCUUUGAACAUAACCAUCAAUCCCAUGCAGGCCAUGUCCAAUGGGGACAAGACGUCCAGCGCCGCCCCCACUCUGCAUGAGAACCCAUGUUCAGACGAGAUCCUCGGAGAUUCACUCGUGGAUGGGAUGGACUCCGACGACGACGUGGAUGACGAUGAUUCGUAUGGCGAGGACGAGGAAGAUGACGAUCUGGGCUCCGAUGAUAUCCACUCUCGGCCAGUGGUCAUGUCAAAAACGGCACGAAGAAAGCAGCGAUUGGAGUGGGAUGAUCAAGACUUGUAGGAGGUGACGGGUAAGUCGCCCCAUUUCUCAAAAUCUCACCCAAAUCGAAGCCUCUCAAGCAACCAAAUGCACACACACAAUACAAUCUACGGAUCCUGUCUUCAGCUCCAAAUUUCAGCGCACAAGGGUGAUUUUCGGGAUAUACCAUUUCACAUCGCUACAUGGAGAGGAACGAGUCUUUAUUUCAUCAUCAAGUGACACGUUUUUGGUCCUCAGCCUCACUGUCGUUUCAACAACAAGAACAACAAAAACAACAACACCUUUAUCAUCAUCAAAGUCAACCAACACUUCUGCUGCAAGUAGAAAAAGAUUAUCGUCAUCGUCUUGAUGUAAUUCAACCCCGUCGUUAUUAGAGUAAAAGCACCGAGAACAAACAUAAAAAACUCUUCACAUAUCGAACAAUGAACAAAAUGCGUUUCUGGUCAUCCUCAUCCAAAUGACCAAGUCAGUCAUUCAGUGCUUCAUCAUCUAUUGUCACUAUCAUUAGUGUGCUAUACUAAGCAUUUUGUCACCAUGCAUAAUUUACUAUGAUUACUACUACUACUAUUACUCCUACUACUAUGUUACGUACUACGUAAUACCAAUGUCCGCAUUCCCACCCAAACAACCAAUAUGAUCUUUUUGGGUUACUGAUAUGAUUCGUAUCUCCGAUUUACUUUCAUCCUUAUAAUUGGUCCCAUUCGACCCAUCACGAUCAUUUCAAAGAGAAGCCAUCAUCAUUCCAGUUAUCUUCAAACGAGCAACAAUGCCAUUUACCAUUGUCAUUGAUUGUUUAAACAGAGAAAUGUGAAAUAAAUAUGUUCCACUAUUUUUUAACCCCUCCGCUCACAA
Tigriopus californicus is the source of this 3845-nucleotide messenger RNA. RefSeq names its product calsyntenin-1-like (gene Cals). The transcript is spliced from 10 exons. Gene Ontology annotation, biological process: homophilic cell-cell adhesion; positive regulation of synapse assembly; positive regulation of synaptic transmission. Gene Ontology annotation, molecular function: X11-like protein binding; amyloid-beta binding; calcium ion binding. The coding region runs from base 96 to 3014 and encodes 972 amino acids. Gene Ontology annotation, cellular component: postsynaptic membrane; cell surface. The record is from RefSeq and is a predicted model, not a curated record. Lineage: Eukaryota; Metazoa; Arthropoda; Copepoda; Harpacticoida; Harpacticidae.